AUGAGCGAAGAUACCAUAGAAAACCUACUUUUGUGGGCUCAACAAAAAGGAGUCAACCUUCCGGACACUAUUGAGUUUCUUCAAAGUGAAAGUGGGCAAAUUUGUUGUGUAGCUAAGUGCGAUGAACCUGAAUUCCGGCUUCAAAUACCUUCAACCUUGGUGAUCACAUCUGCGCUCAGCCAGGCUUAUUUUGGCGCCAAGGCUCGUUAUAACACGUAUUUGAAGCUUUUGUUUGCGAAGCUCAAGUUUGAUACUACACCAACACUUGUUGAUGGAGAGGAUUUGAAAACAAAGUUUGCACCGUACAUCAAGGCGCUCCCCAAUGUUCUUGACUCGCCGUUGACGUGGAAUCCUGCCGAGUUUAAUUUGUUGAACGGAACCAAUUUAUUCAAUUCAUUGCGUGAGAAGCUUGAGUUAAUUUUCAACGAGUGGCAAAGUCUACUUUCUGAGCUGAGUCAAGAUGACCGAUUCAAGUCGACUAUAAAGCCUGACACUUGCGACUUUUCCGCUCUUACUAUGGAAGACGUUUACCUCAACUACACGUCCGAGACGUCAAGUGGAAGUAAUUUCUGGUUCAGCUUUCAGGCUUAUUUGUGGUCGCACCUAAUCUUCCUCUCUCGUGCCUUUCCUGAGUAUAUCAUCAACAAGGAUGGACCAAGUUCGAGCAUAAUGCUUCUCCCUAUCAUAGAUUUACUAAACCACGAUUUCAAUUCUAAAAUCGAGUGGUCUCAAGGUGAUAAACAGGGCUCGUUCCGUUUGAGAAAGCUUGAAGGCGUUUCUGCGGGAAGCGAGAUUUUCAAUAACUACGGAGGUAAAGGUAACGAAGAGCUUCUAAUGGGCUAUGGAUUUGUGUUGGAAAACAAUGUCUUUGACACCGUUGCCCUUCGAAUCAAACUUUCGCCUACAAUAUUGGCCAGCAUUUUGAUGGAGAAUGAUGUCGCUUUACCGACCCUUUCCAACUAUACACACUUUGCGUUUGAAACAGAUCAAAGCAAGAGUUCCAACGAACAUAAUGACCAUACUGAUGGGGCGCUAUACUUGAUAAGUCUUGAGAAUGACACCUGCUUACAACAACUACUCGCGUUGUUUUGCAGACUGGAAGCUCAUGAAGGUGAAACACGUCAUCACCUUCGCCCCCGUCUCCAAGGUCUCCAAAAUCUAAGGGUCGCUCUCGCAGAGAAAUUAAAAUCAACCAAAAGCUCACCUCUUGUCGAGUUUCAAGGCACUUACGCUAUCAACGUGUACCGAAAGGCGUGUGCUGAGGCAUAUAAAGCGGGUCAAGUACAAAUACUGAAAAGCUCCAUUGAUGGGCUGAAACGUCAGGAGAAGCUUUUGCUUAAUUUGCACAAGAAGCAGCUUGUUACUACCAAAAAGUUAUCAAAGCUUGACCCGGCCUUCAUCGCACAAGGGCUUGCCGAACUUGGUGACAUAACUUUGAGCUCUGAGAAUGAUCUUUACGUUCUUUGGCUGCUCUUGAGAAAGAGUUGCCCCGUGGAAAGCGUAGCUGAAAGCCUAAGAUGGAUUUUAGAACUAUACGGGGAAUUCGACGGAGACUUGAUAAACUAUAAAGAUGAGGCCGAAAGUCUUCAAAAAGCUAUCUCUUCAAAUAUCGACUACAAUUUCAAUGCCAAUGAGUUAGCAAAGGCAAUGGCUUUCAUUGAAACUUAUUCUUAUUUUCGAGCCUCAAAAGAAGAAACAGUUCUUGUCAAACCUUUCAAAACAUAG
This is a messenger RNA of Lachancea mirantina, 1725 nucleotides long. NCBI's taxonomy places the organism in Eukaryota, Fungi, Ascomycota, Saccharomycetes, Saccharomycetales, Saccharomycetaceae. The record is from the annotation of a GenBank genome assembly.